Megalops cyprinoides (Indo-Pacific tarpon) is the source of this 4391-nucleotide messenger RNA. Its product is annotated as NADPH--cytochrome P450 reductase-like. Bases 104 to 2131 code for a protein of 675 amino acids. Gene Ontology annotation, cellular component: cytosol. Gene Ontology annotation, biological process: response to hormone. The transcript has 16 exons. Lineage: Eukaryota; Metazoa; Chordata; Actinopteri; Elopiformes; Megalopidae. The record is from RefSeq and is a predicted model, not a curated record. Gene Ontology annotation, molecular function: FMN binding; flavin adenine dinucleotide binding; NADPH-hemoprotein reductase activity.
UCCUUAAAAGCCUUCUCUUAAAAGCGGAAUCCAAAGCUGAACCGAAGAUCUUAAACUGAAAUCAUUAAUACGGAGUUUACAUAUAAGAGAGCCGAGUGACACCAUGUCAGAUUCCGAGGUGGAGAGCCAGUCCCCGGAGCCCGUGGCCGAGGAGGAGGCUCUCUUCAGCAGCCUAGACAUCUUCCUCUUCUCCCUCAUCGCCGGCCUGCUCAUCUACUGGCUCCUGGCCCGCAAGAAGAAGGAGGAGAUCCCCGAGUUCAAGACGCUCACCACUGUAGCACUGACUGUCAGAGAAACAAGUUUCAUCGAAAAAAUGAAGAAAACAAACAGGAACAUCGUGGUGUUCUACGGCUCUCAGACGGGGACGGCCGAGGAGUUCUCCAACCGGCUGGCCAAGGACGCCCAGCGCUACGGGAUGAGGGGCAUGGCAGCAGACCCAGAGGAGUACGACAUGUCUGAAAUCUCGCGCCUGGUGGAGAUUGACAACUCCCUGGCGGUCUUCUGCAUGGCCACCUAUGGUGAAGGUGACCCCACUGACAACGCCCAGGACUUCUACGACUGGCUGCAGGAGACUGACGCCGAACUGGACGGUGUCAAUUAUACAGUGUUUGCCUUGGGGAAUAAAACCUAUGAACACUACAAUGCCAUGGGAAAAUACGUGGACAAGAGACUGGCAGAGCUGGGCGCCAAAAGGAUCUUUGACCUGGGCUUGGGAGACGACGAUGGCAACCUGGAGGAGGAUUUUGUCUCAUGGAGGGAGCAGUUCUGGCCAGCAGUGUGUGAGCAUUUUGGGGUGGAGGCCACAGGAGAGGACUCCAGCAUCCGUCAGUACGAGCUGGUGGUGCACACUGACAUCAACAUGAACAAGGUGUACACAGGAGAGAUGGGCCGUCUGAAGAGCUUUGAAACCCAGAAACCGCCUUUCGAUUCGAAGAACCCCUUCCUGGCCCCGGUCACUGCCAACCGCAAGCUGAACAAGGGGGGCAGCCGCCAUCUGAUGCACCUAGAGCUGGACAUCUCUGGCUCCAAGAUCAGGUAUGAUUCAGGAGACCAUGUCGCCGUUUACCCCAUAAACGACGCGUCGAUUGUGAACAAGAUUGGAGAUGUCCUCGGGGUGGACCUUGACACCGUAAUCUCUCUCAACAACCUUGACGAGGAGUCCAAUAAGAAGCACCCGUUCCCGUGCCCCACCACGUACCGCACGGCUUUGACGCACUACCUGGACAUCACCAACCCCCCUCGCACCAACGUGCUCUACGAGCUGGCGCAGUAUGCCACCGACCCCAAGGAACAGGAAACCAUGCGCAAGAUGGCCUCCUCCUCCUCUGAGGGCAAGGCGCUGUACCAGAGCUGGGUGCUGGACUCUAGGAGGAACAUCCUGGCCAUUCUGGAAGAUAUGCCCUCCCUGCGCCCGCCCAUCGACCACCUGUGCGAGCUGAUGCCCCGCCUGCAGGCACGCUACUACUCCAUCGCCUCGUCCUCCAAGGUACACACCAACACCAUUGCCGUCUGUGCUGUGGUGGUGGAGUACGAGACCAAGACUGGGCGAACUAACAAGGGCGUGGCCACCAACUGGCUGAAGAACAAAGUGGUGACCGACAAUGGCCACAAGUCCACGGUCCCCAUGUAUGUGAGGAAGUCCCAGUUCCGCCUGCCCUUCAAGGCCAGUAACCCCGUCAUUAUGAUUGGCCCUGGCACGGGCAUCGCCCCCUUCAUGGGCUUCAUCCAGGAGCGAGGCUGGCUCAAGGAGCAAGGGAAGGAGGUGGGCGAGACAGUGCUGUACUACGGCUGCCGUCACAGAAACGAGGACUUCCUGUACCAGGAGGAGCUGGAGGAGUUUGAGAAGGCUGGGGUUCUCACCAAGCUCAACGUGGCCUUCUCCCGGGACCAAGAGCACAAGGUCUACGUGCAGCAUCUCCUAAAGAAGAACAAGGAGCAUGUGUGGAAGCUGAUUCACACUGAGAACGCACACAUCUACAUCUGUGGGGACGCCCGCAACAUGGCCCGCGACGUGCAGAAUGCCUUCUACGAGAUCGCCGAGGAGGUGGGCGGCUUGACUCACACCCAGGCCGUUGACUACAUCAAGAAGCUGAUGACCAAGGGCCGGUACUCGCAGGACGUGUGGAGCUAAAAGCCAGAAGACUCACCAAUUCUCACACAGCACAUCAUAGGGUUUUUUUUUCCCUUCCCUCCUACCACUGUUGGGGUUUGUCUUUUUUUUUUUUUUUUGGGAGGGGGGGUCAUUUAAAACCAGUGUCAGUUAUUGCUGCUGGUGCACACUUGCACACACAAAUGCAAGAGAAGACAAAAACCUUCCCCAUUUUCAUGUUUUGUUUUUUCCCCACCCAGAUUGGUUCAUUUUUAAACGCUGUCGACACCCUUACGAAUGGCACUUGUUCAUACCAGCGGUGCAGUAGGUAGGCUGAUAACAAGUGUAGUUCGUAACACUUGCAGUUUUCUAUGUGUAAAGGAGGAAACAGUCUUUAAAUAUCUUUAGUAUAACUUCAGAUAGACUGUAAAGUUAAAAAUGAGAACCAAAAUGCACGGCAGUGGUUUUGUAGUCAGUUUAACUGGCAUCAGUAUCAGAAGUAAAUCAAUGUCAAGAUGUGUAUGCAAGAUGGGUCACCAAGGAUGGAAUUGUAUAGGGGGGUAGUUGCGAAGGGUUUGUAAAAAAUAGAUGUUUUAAUAUUUUGGUGAGAAACUGUUAACUGAAAGCCCAAAUCAUGUAAUGGGAUUUUACACACAGAUGUAGCCUUGGAAGACAUGUAUAGAAAAUGUUUUGUUGAUGUAUUACCUUCUAAACUAAUAUAAUGGAGCCAUGAAAAAUGUUUCUUGCAAUACAGGCGCAAGAACAGAAUGGAUAAUGUUCAGUAGUCAUAGUUCCUAAUCAGCACAGUUUUAAUCUAUAAUGUAUUUGUUUAACAAGACUGCCUUUUCCAUUAUGUGGAUUUUAACAUCUUCACACUAUUUUUUUUAUGCACUAGAAAGUUAAUGUAAAAACAGUGAAGUACUGUGCAACACUUGGAUACCUUGCAUAUCAGUUUCGGACACAAUGUCCAUGAGAUAUAUUUGACACUGUGUUGUCAGUAAAUGCAUACAUCUGGUCAGUAAUUGCACAGGUCUGGUCUAUCUCCAGUGUCUCUCUCUUUUUUUUUUUUUGAAUAAAGAACCUGUGAGUGUCUCAAGUCAAGACAGUUUAUUUUGGAAAUGAGAAUUUGAGCCUAUUCCAUGGAUUGCCUUGGCGGACAAGGUUCAAAUGUGAAAAGCAUGUUUUGUUCGUCAGAACCACAAGAUAUUUUUAAUUGAUAUCUGAAAAUCAAACUUGACUGUUCCGUGUACUCAACCUCUGAAGCAUGCUAAAUACAUGUAAUGUUAAAUUGUUCCCCCUUUUUGGAGGGGCAUAAAAGCUUGUAUGUGGAGGCUGAAUGUACACAGGGUCCAGUUUACCUCAAGGAGCUCAUUGUUCGCCGUAAAGAUUUGAGUCAAUGCUAAUGCAGCGGUUUGUGAUCUGUUGGAGAGGGUGGGAUUGUGCCGUUAGGGCAAGCGGAUACUGUUUUUUCCUUGUAUCACUGUUAUCCUGUGUUGCGGAUCAUCAUGUUCCUUUCUUAGUCUCGUGGUCUAUUUUAGCAGCAUUUAGUAGCAAGGACCUUGUCCACACCUCCCUGAUGUCAUGCUUUCCUGUGCUGUAUGCUUUAUAAAAAUCUGAUCUCUGUGAUGGUGUUAGGCUGAGGAUUGUAUCGGUGCAUCUUGUAUUUUUCGUAUCAGGCUGAUGGUUAAAAUGUUUGUCUUCUGUGGGUAAUUUGGGGCUUUUAUCAGCUUUUGAUUACCACAUGAGAUGGAAUUGAGUGGAAUUAUUACUUGGAAUUAAAACAAAGUUAAAACAAGUUAAAUGUGAAUGGAUCAAUUGGAAUUUGGAAAUCAUGUUAGAAUCAUGCUGGAGCUGAGUUUUAAGUGGGGACCGUCCUGUGAUUGAGACGGUCAAAACUGAUGUGCAUUAUGUGGGUAUUUUGUUUUUUUUGUUCUUUUUUUUGGUCCCUACUAGAAUUGAUGUUUCCUCAGUACUAACAGGGCACCUGAUAUCUGGAAAGUUCCAGAAAGACAGGGCUUGUCCUUAUUCUCCUGAGGAAUGCAGUAUGACGGGGCACCAGAAAGGCAGAGUUUUUUCCAUUGGUGAAAAUGUUUCCGGUUUUGCCAACAGCUCUGCGGUCCCAAAGCGUUAACUGAUGAUGGAACCUAGUGCCUUGCUAUAUUCUGGUCUGCCUUUCCAAUGCUUCUGGAUUUUGUAGGACUGCAUUAGAAAUAGGUACUAUUCAUGUCCCGUGUUACAGUUGUCAGCUUUGAGUUUUAUAUGCAAUAAGUGUUUCCUUUGUAAGAAAAUACAAAUUAAAACU